Messenger RNA from Helobdella robusta, 1458 nucleotides. RefSeq lists its product as hypothetical. Gene Ontology annotation, molecular function: (3S)-3-hydroxyacyl-CoA dehydrogenase (NAD+) activity. The record is from RefSeq and is a predicted model, not a curated record. Gene Ontology annotation, cellular component: peroxisome. The transcript has 10 exons. NCBI's taxonomy places the organism in Eukaryota, Metazoa, Annelida, Clitellata, Rhynchobdellida, Glossiphoniidae. Bases 1 to 1458 code for a protein of 485 amino acids. Gene Ontology annotation, biological process: fatty acid beta-oxidation.
AUGGAGAAUCAGAUGAAACUUGCUGAUUGUGAUGGUGGCAAAGGCAAUUUUAACCUCUUUGACGUUUCUCUGGAAACAGAUAAGCACACCAACUCAACAAUAUACCAAUAUUGCCUGAAUGAUGAAGUAGAGAGCAAAAAGAGUUAUUGUACAGCCGCAGUUUGUUUGCCAGGCUGGAGCGGAACGCUUUGCAAUCAGAAAGGAGUGACACUACCUGAAUUAAAUGAAAUUACAACGAGCUCCUCAAGAACACUGAAUGUGACUGGCCGAAUCUCUAACGUUCCAAUAAUAUCGAAUGUGACUGACCGAAUCUCUAACGUUCCAAUAAUAUCGAAUGUGACUGACGGAAUCUCUAACGUUCCAAUAAUAUCGAAUGUGACUGACGGAACAGACGUGGAAACACCAGCAAGUGAUCCCAUCACUUCAUGUGAAGAAAAUAAUGGAGGAUGUGGUGAGGACGUCUGUGUUGAGGUUCAAGGUGAUGUAUUUGAUGUUCAAGUCAAGUGCAAUCCGCCAGAUGAAGAAAUAUUCAAAGUACCAGAAGUUUAUGAGAAUACAAAUCUCGAUGAACCUAAAAACGACUGGAAUUACAAGGGUUGUUUUAACAAAGUGCAGUCCUUUAAGGAACUGAUGAUUGUUUCUCUAAAUUCGUGUUUUGAAUAUUGUAAAGAAACAUCAUUCUACGCAAUGAAGGAUGGUCGGUUAUGCACAUGUGCCAACAGUGUUGAGAAUGAAGCUGGUGCCGACAAAUGCAAUAAGAAAUGUUCAGAUGGGCUGUCGUGUGGGGGGUCUUCUUUCCAUUCUGUAUAUGCCAAAAAAUCAAAUCAAUCAAUUACGGUUGGAUGUUUCAAAUACCUGGAUCUUGAGCACAAACAUGAUCAAUUAUUAAGUAAAGCUCUUUGUUUGGACAAAUGCAAGGAGCUUGGGUUUCCGUACAGCGGGACCAGAGAUGAAACAUGUCAAUGCGGAAGAAAAAUAGAAUUCAAAGACCAGUUGAACAAGGAACAAUGCGAAGAACAUUUUGUAUUCGCUUUUCUUUCUGACGUUUCGCCAGAAUUGGAUGUUCAAGGUAAACCGACAAAAUACAACUAUUGCAUGAAUGAUAAGAUAGAAAUUAAGAAAGCUUACUGUCGAACUGGCCAUUGCAGAAUUGGCUGGACUGGAGCACUCUGUGAUAAGAGAGAUUGCGGUGUUAAUAACGGUGACUGUGGCAAGGAAAUGAUGUGUGUCCAAGAAAUAGUAAACAAUAUCAUGUUUGAAAAAUGCCUGUGCGGAAAAGGUUUUGUAACAACCAUUGAAUCUCAAUGUAAAAAGCAGGAAAUGUUGAGAGAAGAUGAGACAGACGCGGGUAGCAAUCCUAACUAUAUUGUCAUAACGAUAAUCAUUGUCUGUUCACUUUUUAUUUCAAUGGGCAUUGGACUCAUCACGUACUUUUUAUACAAAAGUCAGUGCGGUUAA